AGGGAGAGCGAGGCGGGCGGCGCGGGGGAGGCGGCUGGUGAAGAGCAGCCGCCAGCCCUCCCGCGGGUCACUCGGAGGCCCGGCGGCGGGCGGAGGACGCACCAUGCCCUCCUUCGACGAGGCGCUGCAGAGGGCCGGCGAGUUCGGGCGCUUCCAGCGGCGCGUGUUCCUGCUUCUGUGUCUGACGGGCGUCACCUUCGCCUUCCUCUUCGUCGGCGUGGUCUUCCUGGGCAGCUGGCCCGAGCACUAUUGGUGCCGCGGGCCGAGCGCAGCGGCGCUGGCCGAGCGCUGCGGCUGGAGCCCGGAGGAGGAGUGGAACCGCACGGCGCCCGCACUCCGCGGCCCCGCGCCCCCCGAGCGCCGCGGCAACGGCCGCUGCCAGCGCUACCUCCUGGAGGCGGCCAACAGCAGCGCCGCCGUGGGUGCACUCAGCUGCGCCGACCCGCUCGCCGCCUUCCCCAACCGCUCUGCGCCCCUAGUGCAGUGCCACGGCGGCUGGCGCUACGCCCAGGCCCACUCCACCAUCGUCACCGAGUUUGACCUUGUUUGUGUCAACGCAUGGAUGUUGGACUUCACCCAAGCCAUCCUGAACCUAGGCUUCCUGGCUGGGGCGUUCACGUUGGGGUACGCAGCAGACAGGUAUGGCAGAAUAGUCAUUUACUUAAUAUCCUGUUUCGGUGUGGGCAUUACCGGAGUUGUGGUGGCAUUUGCACCAAAUUUCCCUGUGUUUGUGAUCUUCCGCUUCCUACAAGGUGUGUUUGGAAAGGGCACAUGGAUGACUUGCUACGUGAUUGUGACAGAAAUAGUAGGUUCAAAACAAAGGAGGAUUGUGGGAAUAGUGAUUCAAAUGUUCUUCACCCUUGGAAUCAUAAUUCUCCCUGGAAUUGCCUACUUUAUCCCCAAUUGGCAAGGGAUGCAACUAGCCAUAACGCUGCCCAACUUUCUCUUCCUCCUUUAUUACUGGGUGGUUCCUGAAUCUCCCCGCUGGCUGAUUACUCGGAAGGAAGGAGACAAAGCAUUAAAAAUUUUGAGGCGCAUUGCUAAAUGCAAUGGGAAAUAUCUCUCGCCAAGUUACUCAGAGAUCACUGUUACAGAUGAGGAAGUUAGUAAUCCAUCCAUUUUAGAUCUGGUGAGAACUCCCCAAAUGAGGAAAUGCACACUUAUACUUAUGUUUGCUUGGUUCACAAGUGCAGUGGUGUACCAGGGACUUGUCAUGCGCCUGGGAAUCACAGGAGGCAACCUCUACGUAGACUUUUUCAUCUCCGGAGUAGUAGAGCUACCAGCAGCUCUAUUGAUCUUACUGACCAUUGAGCGGGUUGGACGACGCCUCCCCUUUGCAGCAAGCAACAUUGUGGCAGGGGUAGCAUGUCUUGUCACCGCAUUCUUACCAGAAGGAAUACCAUGGUUAAGAACAGCAGUUGCUACCCUGGGAAGACUAGGGAUAACCAUGGCCUUUGAAAUUGUUUAUUUGGUAAACUCAGAAUUGUACCCAACAACAUUACGAAACUUUGGUGUUUCACUCUGCUCAGGUGUGUGUGACUUUGGGGGAAUUAUAGCCCCGUUUCUACUCUUUCGACUAGCAGCCAUAUGGCUAGAACUACCUCUGAUCAUCUUCGGUAUCUUGGCAUCGGUUUGUGGUGGCCUUGUGAUGCUUUUGCCUGAAACCAAGGGUAUUGCCUUGCCAGAGACAGUGGAUGAUGUCGAAAAACUUGGCAGCAGGAAAAAGAAAACCCAGGUAUCCAGCUCUCACCUGUGAGACCCCUGCAACUCCAGAGGAAGGAGCUAUUGGAGUCGACCCUCCUGGAGAAACUGAGCCUCCAGAGAUGUACCUGUGCACUUCAGCUUCAUUAUGUAGCGCCGAUUCAAGUGUCUUUGAUGCCAUAUAAAGACCUGCAGACUAUCCAGAGUAUUUUUAUACAAUAUUGGAUGAGUUCAGAUUUAUCAUGCAAUUGAAGUUUCUGGGAGCAUACGAUACGUGACUGGGUGAGCAAAGAGCCUACUCAAUGCACGACCCAUCCUAUUUGCUUUUUUCUAGUGUUGGGAUCAGCAGUCUCUGACUCAUUCAGUCACAGAGGGACAAGAGAAGCCCCACCUGAUCCUUAUCAGAAAUGCAGGCUGUAUAACCAAGGAUCCAGGAAAGGUGUAUGGAGAUGCAUUCAUCGCAUCUGAUUAAAGCACACAGCACCGAUAAGUGUCAGGAAGAGUCCAUGAAGGAUGAUGGUUUUCCCGAGCCACACCAAACUGAGCCUUUGCUUUCUCUGCUCCCCAGGUUCCAGGCCUUUGCAGUCUGGACAAGCCAUGUGUCCCUCCCACCCACCUUCUCUGCAGCAUCUGGAGUUUCAGGCACAGGUUAGACCUCAUUCCAUAAAUAAGCACAGUUCUGGUGUAUAAUUUGAGGAUUUGGCUCUAUUAUUUUAAAAUCAGGUUUGAGUCCUAAGAUUAUUUGCAAUAUUUUUAGUUUCCUUUAGUGAACACCUAUAUAACCAGAAAUUUCAUUCUUUAGAGAAGAAAACCCACAGAUUAUGAUUUCCUGGGUCUUAGGAUUUUAAAAGCAAAGGGAUAGGGCCGGGGAUUUAGUUCAGUGGUUCCAGUGCCUGUCUUGCAAGUGAAAGGACCUGAGUUUGAUCCCCAGUACCAAAAAAACCAAAAACAAAAGUAAAGGGAUAUUUGUGUUAUAUUUAUGAGUUCUGUUCCAGUGGUACCUGUGGUCAAGAGUGAAAAAUAUGGACGGUUCUCAUUCAAUCUUUGCCCUUUGACUUACCUUGGAAAAAAAGCUUACAUUUUCACAUAAAGAAAAUGUCAAAUAUAUCCAAGCUUAAAAAGAAUUAGCAUCAGCUUUAUAAGUGACUUUAGAGAUAUGCAUAAGAAUUUGCCUUUUGUGUUAUCAAGACUCUUGAAAUGUGGAAGUUAAACACAAUGUUCUGCUUUGUGUGUUUCAUCUGUUAUAUUUUCAAAAUCUAAUAUAUAUCUUAUGCCGAAGUUUUUAAUGAAGAACUUUAUGUGGAUAGACAAAAUGAGUAACAAAGGAAAACCUUGCCAUUGAGAAAGAAAACUUCUAUGAGAACAUAUAUAUGUGACAGUAUUAAGAUGUGUGUGCUGAUUGUAAAAUAAACUUUGUGUGUGUAUGUGUAGUACUGGGGAUAGAACCCAGGGCCUCAUGCAUACCAGGUAGGCGCUCCACCACUGAGCUACACCCCCAGCCUAAAAUAAAUGUCUUAAUCUUUAAAGCACAUCAGAAUUUCAUAUGAACAUUUUAUUCAUCAAUAAAGGAAAUACACCUUUUUGAGGAUUUGAUGCUGCAUUCAUCCUGUAUUCACAGACACUGAUGUUUUUGCUUUUUUUUUCAUCUCUUUACUGUGAGAUGGCAGUUGCUUUUUGAUACUAUCACCUUUGAGUUGUAUUGGAAGUGGACAUUUUUGUUUGAUAACAAUAAAAAAUUUUAAAUUGUUAAAAAA
Heterocephalus glaber (naked mole-rat) is the source of this 3455-nucleotide messenger RNA. It is a transcript of the gene Slc22a3, whose product is annotated as solute carrier family 22 member 3. The record is from RefSeq and is a predicted model, not a curated record. Gene Ontology annotation, biological process: transmembrane transport. NCBI's taxonomy places the organism in Eukaryota, Metazoa, Chordata, Mammalia, Rodentia, Bathyergidae. Gene Ontology annotation, molecular function: transmembrane transporter activity. Gene Ontology annotation, cellular component: membrane.